This is a messenger RNA of Triticum urartu, 3455 nucleotides long. Its product is annotated as Tetratricopeptide repeat (TPR)-like superfamily protein. Gene Ontology annotation, biological process: RNA modification. Lineage: Eukaryota; Viridiplantae; Streptophyta; Magnoliopsida; Poales; Poaceae. Gene Ontology annotation, molecular function: protein binding; zinc ion binding; RNA binding. The record is from RefSeq and is a predicted model, not a curated record.
GUGUGUACAGCUCCCACGCUCCCACGCUCCCACUCUCCUUGUCGCGUUCCCCAUGCCUGUCCAGGUGCCACACAGAUGAUCGGGCGCCGACUUCGUCUCGGUGUUGGUGCCCGCUACCUCACCACGGCAGCCGUCCGGCGUGGGGACCUCGCCGGCGCCGCGGAGGCCUUCGCGUCCGCGCCCCGCAAGACCACGGCCGACUACAACCGCCUCCUCGCGGGCUACGCGAGGUCGCCCGGCGCCCGCCUCGCGGACGCGCGCCACCUGUUCGGCCGAAUCCCGCACCCUGACGUCGUCUCCUACAACACGCUCCUCUCCUGCCACUUCGCCGGCGGAGACGUCCGCGGCGCCCGGGAGCUCUUCUCCGCGAUGCCGGACAGGGACGUCGCGUCCUGGAACACCAUGGUGUCCGGGCUGUCCAGGAACGGGGCCGUGGGGGAGGCCAGGGCCUUGUUCCUGGCCAUGCCCGCGAGGAACUCCGUCUCCUGGAACGCCAUGGUUUCCGGGUUUGCCUCCGCUGGAGACAUGGGCAUGGCCGAGGAGUGCUUUAGGGACGCGCCCGACAAGGAGGACGCCGUUCUUUGGACAGCCAUGGUGUCAGGGUACAUGGAUGCUGGCGAUGUGGACAAGGCAACGGAGUUGUUCCAGGAAAUGCCGGUGAGGAACUUGGUCUCAUGGAACGCCAUGGUUGCGGGCUAUGUCAAAAAUUCACGCGCGGAUGAUGCUUUGAUGGUGUUCAAGACGAUAGUCAGGGAUGCUGAUGUUCGGCCAAACGAGUCGACAUUAAGUAGCGUGCUCCUUGGAUGCAGCAACCUGUCUGCGCUGGGAUUUGGGAGGCAGGUACAUCAGUGGUGCAUCAAGCUGCCGCUGAGUCGGAGAAUAACUGUUGGUACGUCGCUCGUGAGCAUGUACUGCAAGUGCGGCGACUUGGAGGGCGCGUGCAAGCUGUUCAGUGAGAUGCGUACAAGGGAUGUGGUUGCAUGGAAUGCUAUGAUUUCAGGCUAUGCACAGCAUGGCCACGGGCAGGAAGCUAUCAACUUGUUUGAAAAGAUGAAGGCUCAAGGUGUUAAGCCUAACUGGAUUACUUUUGUGGCAGUAUUGACUGCUUGUAUCCACACUGGAUUUUGCGAUUUUGGAAUACAGUGUUUUGAGACAAUGCAGGAAAUCUACGGAGUCGAGCCCCGGGCUGAUCAUUACUCUUGCAUGGUGGAUCUUCUGUGCCGAGCUGGUUUGCUUGAAAGAGCUGUGUGCUUGAUUCGCUCUAUGCCUUUUGAGCCACAUCCUUCUGCCUACGGCACUCUAUUGGCUGCUUGUAGAGUUUAUAAGAACUUGGAGUUUGCUGAGUUUGCUGCUGGAAAGCUGAUCCAACAGAACCCACACAACGCAGGCGCCUAUGUACAGUUGGCAAAUAUUUAUGCUGCAGCAAAUCAGUGGGCCGAGGUCUCCAGAGUAAGGAGGUGGAUGAAGGAUAAUGCAGUUGUCAAAACACCUGGGUAUAGCUGGGUUGAGAUAAAGGGUGUGGUUCAUGAGUUCAGAUCAAAUGACAGAUUACAUCCUCAGCUUCAUUUGAUUCAUGAAAGAUUGGACUGGUUGGAAGAGCGGAUGAAGGCAAUGGGUUAUGCUCCAGAUCUUGAUUUUGUACUGCAUGAUGUAGACGAAAGUCUUAAGGUGCAGAUGCUAAUGAGGCACAGUGAGAAGCUCGCUAUUGCUUUUGGCCUCAUUAGUACUGCACCUGGGUUAACCUUGAGGAUAUUCAAGAAUCUCAGGGUCUGUGGAGAUUGCCAUAAUGCUGCGAAGCUCAUCUCCAAGAUCGAGGAUCGAGAAAUCAUCCUGAGGGAUACAACACGUUUCCAUCACUUUAAAGGUGGGCAUUGUUCAUGUGGGGAUUACUGGUGAAGAAAGACAGUAACAAGCUGUCGCACAAGUUGUUAUUUAUUUGGGCAGGCUUGAGCCCAUCCAAGCCCGACCCUCAGAUUCAGGUUAACCUUGAGGAUUUUUAAGAAUACAAGGGUUUGUGAAGAUUUCCAUGCCGGGUCCAGUUAUAGCACCGUCAUGGGCUCAGGUUGCAAGAGUGCAUCGCCACGAUGCCAAGUUUUCUCACCAUGAUGUGCGUCGCCAACCUCGCCGAAUCAUCCUUCUACCAUCAGGAACAACUGAAGCCAAGGCACGAACCACCAGCGGAUCCGACGACCUCAAAGCACACCACUUACAUCUGCGGCCACCACGAGGCCCACCGCCACCAGAUCGGAGGCGGACACCCCCAAGGCAUGUUCAGACUCCAGAGACGAAGUCAAGCUAAAGUUGUUAAUUGUUAAGUGCCCAAUGAUUGCUGGUUCAGAUAAGAAGCAUUGGGAGGAUAAGCAUUAUACAUACUGCAGGCUUGGGGCGGGCUAUGCAAAUAUCCUGGUCAUGUUUUUCUCCUCGCAUGAGCUUUUAUGCCACCGCUAUUCCGGUCUGCUCGGUGAAAGCAUGGUGUCGUUAGUUUUCAGCUAAAUUACACAAUGAAAUGGAAUCAGAUGUUGAUAGAUGUCUUGUACCGAUGCAACAGUUAUACUGCUAUAUGUUCUACCUACAGAAGUCAAAUUUGACAGAGUUAAUCCUUAGAAACCCCAUCUUAUUAUCAUGGGCACAUAUUAAUUGAACGAUGGUGUUCAAACAAUAAAAAAACUAAUAACUAUUUCUUGCCCAGGUGGUAUACACAAUGUCCAGAUAUUUUGCCUUGCCAUCACAUUGUACAUUUCCGUACACUUUUGUACAUAAUCAAGCUAAAGUCAUAUGGAACAAAGUGGAGUGAGUGUGCCAAGGAGUGGCCAAGCUGAACAGAGGGUGUAGCAGGAUGCAACAAGCACUCUAGGUGCUCUUCCAGCUGAGAUGCUGCCGCUCAUUUGGAAGCUUUGGCAGAAAAGGAACAUUUCGGGCAAUGAGGAGCUGCAAAAUGGGAGAUGGAUGAUUGGGUUGCUUCGCAUGAACACGGAAGACGAGAUCCAUCAGAUCCUGGGGCUAUGGGAGUAGCUUCAGUAUGCAAGACUCUGAGGACACCUUCUCCUGGAAGCUGACAAGCAAUGGAGUUUACUCUGACAAGGCUGCUUACGACGCCCAGUUCAUUGGCUGAAUUAAGCAAUCGGAACUGAGCUGGGCGUGGAGGAAAAGAGUGGAAGGAAAGAUCAAGUUUUUCAUUUGGCUUCUGCUCCAAAACAUAAACUGUACCACGGAUAGGCUCCUGCUUCGCUGCUCCUUCUCUAAGCAGACUUGACAAUUAUUCUCUGGAACAAACCCUGAGUGACGCUGGGCACUCCUUUCUUUCUCUGUUUUCUUCUUCCUUUCUUUUAUUUUCUUUGCUCCGCUCCCUCCCAGAGCGUCUGUAAGCUGCUUGCAGCUAGUGUGCAGUUUUCCCCCAUAUGAAAUGCAAUGGCAGAGCUCCUGCUGACUUCGGUAAAAAAAAGUUGAUGUGUCGU